Knipowitschia caucasica is the source of this 753-nucleotide messenger RNA. The record is from the annotation of a GenBank genome assembly. Lineage: Eukaryota; Metazoa; Chordata; Actinopteri; Gobiiformes; Gobiidae.
AUGGCUCCUGGCUCCGUGUGGAAACCUGACCGGGGACGCUGCUUUAAAACGUAUGGAGUAUUAGUGUUAUUACUCUUGGAUCUAGUGGCACAGGGUGUGAACGGUUAUUUGAGAUCUUCACAUGUUGGGCCAGAACCUCCUUACACCAGGGAUUCUCAACACGGUCCUGUCAUCACCAGUCCUGUGGUGCCUGCAACGGCAUCAGUAUUGCCUACAGAUGAGGAAAACUACAUUGACAAAUGUCCAAGUGGUGGACCCUGUAGUCUUCUGCCUGCUGAUUGUAUAAACUGUAAUUUUCAACACAACUGUACAUAUGGGGAUCCAGCCUCAUUCCAAUGUCGCCCUAAAAAGGGUGUCCACUGUAAUGGUCCAACAGGAAAGCCACAGACUAACUUCUCUCUGUCCAUCACCUGUCAGUUUUGUUGGCAGCUUGACCCGUUGCUUUACCGCUGCUCCAACUCCACCAACUGCAUGACUGUGUCUUGCCCAAGGAAACGCUACAAUGCCACGUGCAAUGUUUUGGAUCAUGUUCAUUGUUUAGGUAAAAGACAAUUUCAUAAACGGUUAUUCUGUAACUGGACUGGAGGAUACAAAUGGUCAACAGCACUAGCUCUGAGCAUUACUCUUGGAGGAUUUGGGGCAGAUCGGUUUUAUCUAGGCCAGUGGAGAGAGGGUUUGGGCAAACUCUUUAGUUUUGGAGUGCAACACGUCCUCAUCCCAUCUGCCAUCGGCCAGGAAGUGUUUCUCUCUUAG